CCUCGUGCAGUGAAGUGGUAGUGCGCUGUUCAGCAGCUCGUUCACUCGGCGUGUAGUUCUAGUUUGAAGAGGAUUAAAACACCUGUCCUCUACGUGCACGGCAUCAGAUAUUCUUCAGGGUAUAGUCGAUCUAAUCAAGAUGGGUGACAUGAGUCCCAUGAUCUCCAGUCCACUCUUGAACGCUGAGAUUAACUCUCUGACGAACGGCGUCUCGCCUCACUCUUACAACCCCACUGAACUCGAAGAAGAUUCUACUACAGCCAGCAGCCUUUAUCUUAUCAAUCAGAUAGCUUCAUCGCUAUCUAAUCCACAGACAACUAACUCGCCCUUUGCCCCUCUUGACGGCCAUCACGAAACUUCACUUAGACCUUCUCUGUCGUACGAUAAACACACGCGUCGUGGUUCUGCUUCCGACGACGACUCUCUUGCCUUUAUUCCUAGUUAUAAACGAGUGUCUAAGCUUAAUAAGAGAAAUCCUGUGAUAUCGUGUAUGCUAGAAGAAAAUCCGCAAUUCCUAAACGAAUCUGUGUUCUCUGAUAAACUUUCCGAUUGCUCCAUAAUUCCCAAAUCUGAUGUGUCCUGCGUAAAUACGUAUGAAUCUGCCCUCAAAACGUCCAAACACAUAAAUCAUGAGAUAGAAUCAACGAUCGCUGACCAGCAAGUGGAUUUAAAAGUUGUUGAGCAUCAAACCGAAGCCAGUACGCAUGGAAUCUUCACUGAUGGCUUGAAGAAUGCAUCAACUCUGGCCGAUUGCACUCCUAAAAAAUCAGAAUUUCAGCAUGACUCUGAUCCAUUCACAUCUGACCGGGAAAGCAUCGUCGAACCUGCAAUCCUAAAUCUUCCUGUCACGACCCCUCGAAAAAACUCAUUUAUAUCAGACCCCCUUGGGCUUGGGGCGUCUCCACAGAACAUGGAGGUUACCUACAGCCAUCCACCGUUGUCCCACACGACCUCCUCGUCAUCUGGGCGCAGUGCAUUGGACGAUGAAGGCGACUCCUCCAUCCUACUGAUCGAGAAGAGGUCCUUCCGGCCCUUCAAGAACCCUGAAGACUACCUCUAUGCCAUGCGAGAAGACCUGGCCGAGUGGCUCAACUGCAUGUAUGAGCUCGACAUCAAUGCUGAUAAUUUCUUCGAGAAGCUCGAAACUGGAGAGAUUCUUUGUCAGCACGCAAACUCCGUACGCGCGGCCGCAGAGGAGGCCGCCCGCAACGGCCGCAGCCUCUCCGGCCGCUGGACGGUCCCUCUCACCGACGUCGUCUGGAGGCCCAGGGUCGAGCCUGGCUCCUUUAGGGCCAGGGACAACGUUUCCAACUUCAUCAGAUGGUGCAGGUUGUUGGGCAUCCACGAGGUGUUGCUGUUCGAGACGGACGACUUGGUGCUGCGCAAGAACGAGAAGCACGUCAUUCUUGCCCUGCUCGAGGUCGCCAGAAUGGGAUACAAGGUCUCCAUGCUGAGGAAGGAAGACGCUGCUCAUUAUGAGCUGCCACCGAACACUUGCGCUGUUCCUGCGCGGCUGUCGUCCCUUGCUCCAGUUGCGUCGUCGCGUGCGCCAUUGGAAAGCUCAGCGAUGUGGGUCACUUACGCUGCGGUCGCCAGCAGCGCCGUGCGGUUGGUCAUCAUCAAGUUUACGCUCAAAUAG
Messenger RNA from Hyalella azteca, 1639 nucleotides. RefSeq lists its product as uncharacterized. Gene Ontology annotation, biological process: protein localization to microtubule plus-end; regulation of microtubule polymerization or depolymerization; actin crosslink formation. Lineage: Eukaryota; Metazoa; Arthropoda; Malacostraca; Amphipoda; Hyalellidae. Gene Ontology annotation, molecular function: microtubule binding; actin filament binding; cytoskeletal adaptor activity. Gene Ontology annotation, cellular component: actin filament; microtubule plus-end; stress fiber. Bases 140 to 1639 code for a protein of 499 amino acids. The transcript is spliced from 6 exons. The record is from RefSeq and is a predicted model, not a curated record.